AUGGACAAACCUCUAUGGAAGCUCAAGGUCUGUCCUGUGCUCAGCCAAAAUCCCGGGUACAUUUUAAAACAAGUCUACAAGUCAAGGAAUGCCAGGCUGGUUGAUGUAGUGGCACUCAGGAAGGCAAGGGCAGUGCCCCUGACUGGCCCCUUCUGCAGCGUGGCCAUCCUUUACUACCUGUGCUGCAAGUACAGCGCACCAUCACACUGGUACCCGCCAGACCUGCACACACGUGCCCGUGUGGAGGAGUUCAUGGCUUGGCAACACACGGCCUUUCAGCUGCCCAUGAAGAAGAUAGUCUGGCUCAAGGACUUAUGCCUGCUGAGCUCCCCAAAUCCUUGUGAACACAUGGUUCCCGGCACCUUCCACCAAUCAGAACUGCUAAAAGAAGUGAAACUGCUUUAUAUCCUGGGAAGUGUUCAAUAUCUAUCCAGCAGACGAGAGUACAGAGACCUGGCAGGGCAGGUGGCCCUGGAGUGCAGCCUCCUCUUCCCUCCUCUUCCCAACCCUGGCCAGUUGCUGAUCCCAAAGAUAACAGGGGAGGAAGUUUCAGCUGAGAAGAUGGAGCAUGCAGUGGAAGAGGUGAAGAAGAGUCUGCAGCUCUUCGAGGAGAAGUUUCUGCAGGAUAAGAUGUUCAUCACCGGGAACCAAAUCUCACUGGCUGACUUGGUGUCCGUGGUGGAGAUGAUGCAGCCCAUGGCAGCCAACUAUAAUGUCUUCCUCAACAGCUCCAAGCUAGCUGAGUGGCGUAUGCGGGUGGAGCUCAAUAUCAGCUCUGGCCUCUUUAGGGAGGCCCAUGAUCGACUAAUGCAGUUGGCCGACUGGGACUUUUCAACAUUGGAUUCAAUGGUCAAGGAGAAUAUUUCUGAGUUGCUGAAGAAGAGCAGGUGACCCUAGGCGCAGCCUGUCCCGCAGGGCCUGGCUGGCUUAGCAAUCUGAGCCACCUUCCUUAAAGGAAAUACUAAAAAAAAAAACAAAAACAAAAACAAAAAACUGUUCUUUGCCUAAUAAAGAACUGGAACAACCAUCA
Pan troglodytes (chimpanzee) is the source of this 1030-nucleotide messenger RNA. Its product is annotated as glutathione S-transferase theta-4. Gene Ontology annotation, molecular function: glutathione transferase activity. Gene Ontology annotation, cellular component: cytoplasm. Lineage: Eukaryota; Metazoa; Chordata; Mammalia; Primates; Hominidae. Bases 1 to 891 code for a protein of 296 amino acids. The transcript has 4 exons. The record is from RefSeq and is a predicted model, not a curated record. Gene Ontology annotation, biological process: glutathione metabolic process.